AGUGAGGAGUUUCCUCUCUCCCCAUCUCUCCCUCCUCUUUGGGUUGAUUCUCUCCCACACUUCUCACCGUCACGGAGGAAAACAGCAUCGCAACGCGUGCAGUUGCGUUCAGCGAAAUCGCGAAACCAAGGGCGCUUUUCGGGCUAUCGAGAGGAGAGCUGAUCACGGGCAUCUUAUUCCUUUACUUUCUUCUCUUUUUCUCGGCCUUAUCGCAUGUAGCGUUUUAUUCGAUCAGAAUACGACGAGAAACUUAUCAUCAUUAUGGGGGAAGACCUGCCCUCCGGAGACGCCCGGCGUGGUUAGUUCCAGGUGAAACCGAGCAGGCUCGUGAAGGCGUGCCAGGUGUAGCGCCACUCGCGGGGGUUGCAAGUGACGUUUUGGUGUUUUGUUUUGACAGCGGGCGACCUGUCGCCCGUUUCGCCGAGAUAGAAGGGAUUGUACGGAGGGAGUGACUGUUUGUUUUCGUGCGCCCUGCAGCGUUGGGACAGCUCGCAGGGGCGCCGACCGUGACAGCGUAGGGUGUCACGUACCCCGUAGUGUGCUCGCGCGUGUGUUCCGUCCGGAUCGUGUGACUGUGUCAGUGACAGGCACGGAGAUUUCUCUACUGCGUCAAGCUUCCUAAAUGAUUAGAGGAUUACGCGAAGAAGAUUCUUGAAAUUGUGCGAAGUGACGUUGUUUUUUUGGAGCAAUCUGAUUUUAAAUUAAAGGAUUAAGUUAAAUUAAGUGAUUAAUUAUGGCUGUGAUGGGGACGGCAUUGAUACUUCGAUCGGAUGGCGGCAGCGACGAUAGGAGAUCGCGUAGAUGUAACCCUCGAGUGAACAGGGUGAGAAUCGGUGGUCGCCGAACGUCGAAAGGCUCAUCCGGCAUCGAACAUGAAUCGGUUACAGCAAAACGUAGUGGUUCCGGAAAGUUUCUUCUGGUUGGCGCUGUCCUGGCCAUACAAUUCGUUGGCGCAGCAGCGAUAACUAGCAAGGCGGGCAACGAUAUCAAGGUGGAGUUCAAUGUGCCAAAAGAAGCCGAAGUGGGUUCCUCGAUCGAGCUCAAGUGCGAAUGGCAAAUAUUAAGUCAAAGUGGUCUCUAUUCGGUUAAAUGGUAUAAGGAUGAUCACGAGUUCUUCCGAUAUGUACCGGACAGCAGCCACAGGAUUCAGAUAUUCGACCGACCUGGCGUACAUGUCAAGAUAGCAUCGAACAACGAACAAAAACGGGUAAUAUUGAAGGACCUUGCUUUGGAGACUGCCGGCCAAUAUAAAUGCGAAGUUUCCACCGAAGCGCCGUCUUUCGCCACCACUUAUCAGACGGCCAAUCUAACAGUGAUUUCGCUGCCGGAGAAGGGACCGGAAAUCACAGGCCUGUCCUUGCACUACGCCGUCGGCGAGAACGUGACUGCCAACUGCACUGCCUGGCCAUCCGUGCCUAAGGCCAAUCUACGUUGGACCAUCAACGGCGAACCGGUAUCACCCGAAAACAUUGUCCAACAUGCGCCGUUGAAAGACAUAAGCACAAGGGGCACCCCCAACACCCUGGGAUUGCGAUUGGAGGUUGAACCCCGACAUUUCACGAGCAACGGGCAGGCCAAGAUCAAAUGCAUCGCCGAAGUUGGCUCGCACGUGUUCCAGGAUGAGCGUAAAGUGAUGAAGGCAUACGUGAAUAACCAAAGGCUCAGCGCUGGUGAUAUGCACGCGGCUGCACGCAGCAUCCGUGCCGGUCUCCUCGCCCCGUUAUUAUCGGCGAUCCUUACGUUCAUCCUGCUCACAACGUGACCGAUCGGCCUUCUCGUGUGAGUCGGCCUUCUCGAACAAGAAUUACGUUAUGACGCGCUCUUCGGGAACGCGCGGCAAUUUCAGUGUCAGUUGUCCGAUCCUUAAGUAUAAAGUUAGGCUUAGGAUUUAAGCGACGGUGAGAGCGAUCAAUCGGCUCGGUCCAAUGACGCUUUGAUCGCCUAUUUAGCGAUACGCCGCUAUCGUACUUGUUUCGUCGGCAGAUUAGUUAGGAAAGACACGUGAAAGAUGAAAAUCUCGUUGAGAUAAGACGAUCGUAGCGAUCAUGGAAGAAUUAAUUUUCCUUAAUUAUUGCAUCGUUGCCUUGAUUACUUAGGAAAAAGAUUUUGUAUCGGUUAUUACUUUUCUCUUGUCAUAAUAAUUGUUGUUAUUUUGAAUUAAUGAUUUGCAUGAAAAGUGGAAGGAUCGUUUUGAUUAUUUUGUAGGUAAUUUUGUAGGCAGGAAAUAGACGCGAACACACCUUUGCAUAUUUUAAAUCAUUUUUAUAGAUCAGUAUUCUCUGUUAGACGAAUACUUAUAGUUGAAACUUUUCCCAUAAUUUUCACAGAAGCUCCUCCCUUUCUCUCUUCGAUUUCUCCUUAUCAUAUUUAACUCUCGAUCCUUUUAACGAGUUCCGGAUCCGAAAGACUCUUUAAAGUUCUCUUCGAUUGCGGCUCGCAGUCGUCAUUAACUUCUCAUUGAAGUUUUAAGAUUUUACUGCUAAUAGUAUAAAUGUCAGAAUAUCACAAGUCAGAUAACGCAAACGCAAUGUUGUUGAAUAAAAAUAACGCUCGAUGAUACUCGGAUGAUUUAAAUUUUUAGAUUUACAAUUUGUAAUCUCGUUCUUCUUUUAAAGUCGUUAAGACUUUAAGUAAUUCAGAUAAUUUUCGACGCUUCAUAUAAAUUUAUGGUAAAUUUGGAGAAUCAUGCUUUCAAUUCGUGUUUAACUAUAUUUUGUAAUAAAGUUUGUUCCAUUUUAUACUCCGACAAUUAUCGUCGUGGGGUUCAGAACUAGCCGUACUUCAUACGGCAUGCACGUCGUACCGCGGAGAUAUAAAUUCUGAUGCAGCGCGUGCAAAUUCCGUUUUACGACACGCAUGAGAUUAACUACCAAAACGCGUAUAAGUCGCUACACCAUAGCGAAACGCGAAUUACGUAUAAAUCGAUAAAUGGAUUUGCCGUGCCGGCACCAACAAAACGAGAUUAAUAAUUCGGAUAUCUCGCAUUGCAAAAUUGCGAAUGCGCAGUUGCACAGUUAUAUACGUACGAAUAAUAAUUUUAUUGGGAGGGAGGCUCUCUUACAGAAACGCGUUAAAGUUUAAAUUUGUAAUUAUUUCGACAAAAACAAUUUGUAUGCCGUUGGUGCGAUAUGAAUAAUGACUAAAUAACGUCGAAAACCCGAUUUAAAGCGAUAUAUGCAUUCCGUCGUAAUAAAAACGUAUAAUGUGAAAUUCAAAAUUUCUACACCAAUAUUUUAUUAUCAGUACAAUAUUCGUUCAACAUGAGUUUCAAAUCAACAAUUCCAUUUUUCACAGUUUUUCUUUUGUAAAAUAUAAUCAGUCAUACAGUAUGUUAUCUAUUCACGAAUAAAGUUGUAUAUCGCGUAUGAUUAUCGUUUCAUUGUAAAAUUGCAUACAAGUUUCCGUGGACGUACAAUUCGAUGAAAUAUUUGCCAAUUUCCGGACACGUCACGCACGAUCGUCUGACGAAUCCGACGAAUUUUCACUUCGCAGGAUACAACCUGGUUGUUUCACGUGUUUCAUUGCCGACGACAAAGGGCGUUUAGUCGCGAGGAGCGAGAGCACGGACGUUCAAGCGCGAA
Pogonomyrmex barbatus (red harvester ant) is the source of this 3581-nucleotide messenger RNA. RefSeq lists its product as uncharacterized. Lineage: Eukaryota; Metazoa; Arthropoda; Insecta; Hymenoptera; Formicidae. The record is from RefSeq and is a predicted model, not a curated record.